AUGAGAACGAGAACUCCAGUCAAAAUGGCUGCCGCCAUGAGAGGAAUGUUUAUAUUGGAUAGAAAAUGCCUUUUUUUAAUUAAGAAAUUAAGAAUCAUCUCUAGACAAAGACUUAAUACAUCAUCUCAUCUAUGUAAUAUUUAUGUAACUGAUCCAAUUGAUCAUCAUGAAGAGAAAUUUGAUAAAAUUCUUAUUGCAAAUAGAGGUGAAAUUGCAUGUCGUGUAAUUAAAACUUGUAGAAUGAUGGGAAUUAAAACUGUUGCUAUUCAUAGUGAUGUGGAUUCUUUGGCUCUACAUGUGAAACUUGCUGAUGAAGCAUAUUGUAUUGGACCUGCACCAACAAACAAAAGUUAUUUAAAUAUGGAUGCAAUUUUUAAAGUUAUUGAAAAGACUGGUGCACAAGCAGUUCAUCCUGGUUAUGGAUUUUUAUCAGAAAAUAUGGAAUUUGCAAAACGGCUGAGUGAAGCUAACAUUACUUUUAUUGGUCCAAAUUCCAAUGCAAUCAAAGCAAUGGGAGAUAAAAUUGAAAGUAAAAAAUUAGCAAAAGAAGCUAAAGUAAAUACCAUACCUGGAUUUGAUGGAGUUGUAAAGUUUCUACACCAUAGAGUAGAAUUGGCCAGAUUAUUAUCUUUAGGUUAUCCAGUUAUGAUAAAAGCUUCUGCUGGUGGUGGAGGAAAAGGAAUGAGAAUUGCUUGGAAUGAUUCAGAAGCAAUUGAAGGAUAUAGAUUCUCUUCUCAGGAAGCUGCAUCCAGUUUUGGUGAUGAUAGACUUUUAGUUGAAAAAUAUGUUGAUAAUCCAAGACAUAUUGAAAUACAGGUUCUUUGUGAUAAGCAUGGCAAUGCUAUCCAUUUGAAUGAAAGAGAAUGUUCAAUCCAAAGACGAAAUCAAAAAGUUAUUGAAGAAGCUCCGAGCACAUUUGUAGAUCCUGACUUAAGGCAUGCUAUGGGAGAACAGGCAAAAUCAUUGGCUCUUGCUGUAGGUUAUGAUUCAGCUGGUACAGUGGAAUUCCUUGUUGAUUCACAAAAAAAUUUUUAUUUUUUGGAAAUGAAUACAAGAUUACAAGUGGAACAUCCCAUUACAGAAUGCAUAACUGGAAUUGAUAUUGUACAUCAAAUGAUUCGAGUGGCAAAAGGUCAUAAAUUGAAUCUUAAACAAGAUGAUGUACCUAUUCAAGGAUGGUCUAUUGAAUCUCGUGUAUAUGCAGAAGACCCUUACAAAUAUUUUGGUCUUCCUUCUAUUGGUCGAUUAUAUAAAUACAUAGAACCAAUUGGAAUUCCAAAAGUAAGAUGUGAUAGUGGUAUUCAGGAAGGUAGUGAAAUUAGUAUAUAUUAUGAUCCUAUGAUUUGCAAAUUAGUAACAUAUGGAGACACUCGAAGAGAAGCAAUUGAUACUAUGAUAAAUGCUUUGGAUUCCUAUGUAAUAAGAGGUGUUUCACAUAAUAUACCUUUAUUACGAGAUAUAAUGACAGAAAAAGCAUUUGUAAAAGGAAAUGUCACUACGGGUUAUCUUAACAAAGUAUAUCCUGAAGGAUUUAAAGGUAGUCAAUUAACUCAAAUGGAAACUGAACAUUUAGCCACUCUGGCUGCUUGUAUUUUUGUUCGUGAUGAUAUUCGCUGCAAAAAUUUCUUAAAUAGACCAAAGCAUUAUCUACAUACUACUAGACCUCAACAGUGGAAUUUAGUAGCCAAUGUAGAAGGAAAAAAUGUAGAAUUAGAUAUAGAAGAAGAAGAAGGAGGCCAAUAUAAAGUGAAUGUGAAUGGACGUGACAUAACACUCUCAGGAAAUAUAUCUUUAUCAGUUCCAGUAAUGGAAACAGUAGUAGAAAGUCAUCCUUAUACAGUUCAAAUGAUUUCACAUUCACCAAAUGGAAUAAUUCGUAUUCGUUUUAAAGGAACUGCAUAUAAUGUCCACGUGUUAACAGAAGUUGCUGCAGACUUUUCGAAACUAAUGCCUGAAAAACCAAAGAUGGAUGUUUCCAAAGUGGUUACAGCACCAAUGCCCGGAGUGGUUAAAUCUGUUUCCUGUGAAGUUGGACAAAUGGUUUCUGAAGGUCAGGAAGUGUGCGUUAUCGAAGCCAUGAAAAUGCAGAAUAGUUUAUGUAUUGGAACAACUGGAAAAGUAAAAGCCAUUCAUUGUAAAAUUGGGGACACAGUAGAAGAAGAACAAUUAUUAGUUGAAGUUGAAUGAUUUUAGUGGCAUUUAUAUUUUUAGAAAUUAUAACAAAAUUUACAUUUGUAGGGGAAUUUAAAGUUACAAACAGUUCACUGAUGAUUCUCAUUACACAGUCAAUUUUUCAAAGUAGGUUAUAUUUUAAUAAUAAAAAUUGUUAUACAUGGUUAUGAUAUUUAAAAUAGAAUAUAAUUUUAUAAAAUUAAGAAUAUAUAGGAAAACUAUCUAUUCUUUUUUGUAUGGUUAAAACUGCAAUACAGUAUAAUUGGUGCCGUCUAUGCUCGUGUUUGAAAAACGAUGGUGCCAUACAAAUAUGAGAUAUCGAAAUUAAGCUGUGAUUGAUUAUUUACUUUUAUGUUUUAAGCUCUCUUUGGUGGUCCUGCAAUAAUAAUGCAUUGGCAUAUUAUCAUCAUAUAAUUUCUUUAAUUUAAUGAAAUUAAUUAUUUGCAUUUAAAAAAGAAAAUGCAUGACAAAAUGAUUUAUAAUGAUAAAUUGUGAAAUUGUUAUUACAAUUUUAUUUGAAUCAUUUAUUAUUUUUUUUUAAUGAUUUCUAAUUUCAAUUAAAAUUUCCACAAAAUAUUUUUACUGCCAGCUCAAUCUAUAACAACGGCUCAUCAAAAAUAUUAGAAUAAAAUUUUGUUUUUUUCAACAAAAAAAAUGAAAUUUGAUUAUGUUAAAUUAUGUUCAAUCUUAAAAGAACAUUUUGUCAAAAAUAACAACAAUGUUAUUUUUUUUAAAGUCAAUUGUUCCUUAGCCAAUAAACUCAUGAAAUUUUCAUUUUAAAAACUAUUUUCUUCUAAAAAAAAUUAACUUACUUUAUUACAUAUAAUAACAACAAAAAGAUAUCCUGAUCAAAUUUCAUUUAAAUAAUGUAAGAUUAAUAUUUGUAAUCGUUUUACAUAAAAUUUAUUUUUGUGGAAAGGAAAGUGUUAAGUAAAUGCCAUUGCAGAAUAAUUGUCCGAAAAUUUAAUUAAUUUUGGAUUAUAAAAUAUUUCUCUUAUUUAUAAAAUCAUAAAAUUCACAUAUAUAUAUUUACCAAUGUUACUUUUAAUUUUUCUGAAACUUUAUUUUUGGAUCUGUAUUUAUAUACAUUUCUAGUUUAAAAUUAUAAAAAUUCAGAAACUCAUUUUACUUCCAAAACUGGAAAACAAUAUUUAUUUUAUUGCUCAGUGACAAGGAUUUAAUAUACAUUUAAUAGUGUAAGAAUUCUGUGCAUUGUGUGACUGCUUUUUAAUUUUUUUUAUUUUAUUUUAUCCCUUUCUCCAACAAAAGCAUUCCACAAAGAGUGUGUGAUAUUCCAAAUUUUU
Molecule: messenger RNA, 3476 nt
Organism: Centruroides sculpturatus (bark scorpion)
Lineage: Eukaryota; Metazoa; Arthropoda; Arachnida; Scorpiones; Buthidae
Product: propionyl-CoA carboxylase alpha chain, mitochondrial-like
Exons: 23
Coding region: 1-2187 (728 amino acids)
Cellular component (GO): mitochondrion
Molecular function (GO): metal ion binding; propionyl-CoA carboxylase activity; ATP binding
Source: RefSeq, a predicted model, not a curated record